AUGAGAUACUUAAGAAACGACUAUCCACGCCCCCUCCUCGAGCAACUCAAUGAUGUCUACGAUGACCUGCCCCCAGUACCACCAGCACACGUCUACAUCGUCACGACAAAAAACUUCGAGGACAAAAAAAACCCAAAGUUCAGCAUAAUCGAAACCCAUCACUCACUCAUAGUGGCGCACCGACAAGCCACGAACCUUUUCAAGAGCAAGUACCUAAUGUGGUUCAUGCAGUCACUCAAUUUCGAAAACUGGGCUCGUGCGGGCGAGAACCUUGAAAUUGAAAUCUGGGCUCGGGGGCAGGAGGACCUUAAAGGUUUCGAUCAUAUUGUGAAAUGGGAGGUUUAUGACCAAGGUGGACUCGAUCUUGAGGCUUGGAGGAGGUCUAAGGAUGACCCCAAUAACAUCGAGUUUCUGGGGUCUGUUGAGGUGGAGUAUCAUCUUAUUAAUGGAAUUUGA
Messenger RNA from Penicillium waksmanii, 456 nucleotides. RefSeq lists its product as uncharacterized. The transcript has a single exon. The record is from RefSeq and is a predicted model, not a curated record. NCBI's taxonomy places the organism in Eukaryota, Fungi, Ascomycota, Eurotiomycetes, Eurotiales, Aspergillaceae. Bases 1 to 456 code for a protein of 151 amino acids.